Molecule: messenger RNA, 3465 nt
Organism: Odontomachus brunneus
Lineage: Eukaryota; Metazoa; Arthropoda; Insecta; Hymenoptera; Formicidae
Product: dystrotelin-like
Exons: 11
Coding region: 255-2177 (640 amino acids)
Biological process (GO): synaptic signaling
Cellular component (GO): plasma membrane
Molecular function (GO): zinc ion binding
Source: RefSeq, a predicted model, not a curated record
CUAUAUUAACAUUGUUUUCUAACGUAUUUAUCACGACUUAUCUUAACACCAUAUUAAUGUAUACGUUGUCUACAUGUGGAAUUAAUUAGUAUCGUGUAGUUAAUUAUACUUUUUAAUACUUCAGAAAUAUAAAGAUGAUUAUGUUCUUGUUUAAACAACUAAUUGGGACUAAAAACUUAUUCCAAGAGUUUUUUAGUGUAUAAGCGGAAAAUUAAAUAUAAGUAUCUAAAAACUCAGAUUAUCAACAUUUAACCAUGGAGAAUAUCAUGAGAUCUAUGCAAGAAUGUAAUGCUAUUCGUUAUACAUCUUAUAGGACUGCCGCUAAGAUGCAAAUAUUACACAGAGAACUAAAUAUGCAACAUGUACAGCUGGGAUUAAUAGCAGGAGUCUUUGAACGUCAUAGACUAUCUAUCACAGAAAACUGUGUUAAUCUAGAUCCAAGUGAAAUCGAGGAUGUUCUGUCUGAUAUCUAUUUUGCAGCACAAAAAGAAAGUAAUUUCAAUUUUGAUGUUGAUCUUGCAUCAAAGCUUGCCACAAAUUGUAUCUUGCAUACUUUUGACAAACAAAAUACUAGAAAUAUUUUAGUGUUCUCAGUAAAAGUUGUAUUAAUAUUGCUGAGCAAUGGCAGGUUGCAAGAAAAAUAUGGGUAUCUGUACCAGCAAUUAGCUGAUCAUAAUGCAUGUUUGUCUCGAGCUGGUUUGCAUACAUUAUUAACAAAUAUCUGCAAAAUAACAGAAAUGCUUGGAGAAAAUGUAGCAUAUGGAUAUGAACAGAUUCAGCUGCACAUAGAUGCCUGUUUCGUGAAGUCUCAAGGUUGUCUCGGAGUCACUGAAGCGGAGUUUGCCGCGUGGAUCAUGCAGGAACCUCCUCUACUGAUCUGGAUAACAACAUUCAAUCGAAUAAAAUCUGCAGAACAUAUUGUGCACAACAUCAGAUGUUCCUCGUGUAAAGUAACACCCGUACAGGGACCAAAAUACACAUGCUUGAAAUGCACAGGGUACCAUCAAUGCCAGAAUUGCUUUCUCUUGGGCAAAACGUCAAACAAGCACAAGCUAAAACAUCCAAUUCGCGAAUAUUGCGUGAAGACUUCACAUCGCGAAGUUACAAAACUGAUCAUUGAGUUAAUCAGGAAUAAGCUGAGACUGUGUCCUACUAGAGCAGUUACGAUAAACGCAGAUGAUUUAGUUGCGGAUGCCGUUAGUAACGAGACAAGGCGUGCAGAUUGUGGUUCAUUAAGGAGUACGAUUAGGCGAAAAAUUCUCAGUGAUCCACAGAAAGAAUUACAAAGUAUUAUAACGCACUUGGAGGAGGAAAAUCGGCAAUUGCAGAUCGAACUGUUGGACAUACGAGGUACCAAAGCGGAGAGGCUGCAGCGUCAUAGAACGACCAUCGAAUCUCAGUUGCAACGAUUGAAAACACUUAAGAAAUAUUUAUUUACCGACGCGGCUCAAGCACCGCAUAUUAUCACUCGUAUGCAAAGCACUCCGAUGUUGCAGCCUUUAUCGUCCAGGCUUACAGCCUUGCCGUUGGAAUUUGAAUUGAGUCCAAUUAUCAGACAAAAUAAUAUUCAACAAGGGAUUAAGCUGCACCAUAGAAAAGACAAAAUAACACCUGGUAGCUUCGAUACAUCGUUACCUAUAGAACAUACAAUAAAAGAGCAUAACGCUAACGGUCUUCCCUGUGUCGAGGAAGCCUCCACGAGUUCUGGAUUUAAUAUACCAGAAAACAGUUGUAUAGAAUUAAGCACGUGGAUCGGAGGAACAAGAAGGGGAGAAUUGAAUCCAACUGACAGUGGUUUCUCUCAGUGGUUGGCCGCCGGCAAUCCGAAUUGCAAAGAGGAUAACUACACGGCUAAUGCGGUUAGCAGUACAGAUAACGACUUGUCACUGGCAGCUUCACAAUCUCCCACCGGCAUCCACAGGGACAAUACUCCGUCUUCCUUACAACGUCCUGAUAAACACUCGCAGCACAGUAGCUUGCAAAAUAUUCAAGGAGACCUCAAUGAUAUAUUGGAGAGACUGCAAAAUAUGGUUGCCAAUGAUUGCUUACUCGAUGAGUCGUACGAUGGCAACGACAAUUGUAAAUUGAAACGUGCUACUACAGAGAUGGAAGAUUUAUUAACUGGCCUUAUCGAAGGUAUGGAGUCUCGUAAAAGUAAACUUACUACAAUUGUUUGAAGACUGCCUUAACUGUAAAUCUAGAUAUUGCAACAUUUAGAAAUUUUUAGAUCACAUUCGAUCUUUUCUCUUUCACUGCAAUCGUAGGCACCUAUUUUUUAAUCCUUUUAAUUCUGCUAAAAGUGAUCUGUAAAUAUGCUAUUUUUUUUACAUCAUUACAUAUAUCUAAAAGGAAGAGAUGAAUGUGAUCUAAUUAUUGUAAACGAUAAUAAUUGAUAUGAAAAUCGAUAUUAUAAACCGUUAAAUCAAAUAGCCAUACUUAGCACUAAUUAUAAAAUGGCCAUUUGAAAUAUUAAGUAUUUUUUAUAUGUGUUGUAUGUAUAUUUAUAUAAUAUCUGUGCAAUCAUGGAAAAGAAAUAAUCUAUUUCGAAGAUUUCUAUCAAUAACGAGGAACUAUAUUGCAUAGUUUUUAAGACAAUGUUCUUAAAAUAGAACAGAAAUUGGUAAAUUUUAUAUACGUAAGUAAUUUUAAAAGUAAUUUUAAUAAUUAAUAAUUAAUUUACUUACGAUAAUUAUAGAUUAUAAUAUUUAGUUAAAUUACACUACAACACGAAAAGUCAUUUAUAACUCCGUCCAUACUUAAGUCUUUUAUACAUUGUCUCAUUGUGUCGUAGCUAUUUGCACAUACAUUCACUUUUACAAAAUAUGUUCUUACAUCAAAGUACAAUAUAAUUUAUUUCUAGCAACAUAAAAGUUUUAUGUACGCGUUCUCGAUCUUCCUGUCGCACGUUUUUUCAAUAUAUAUAUAUAUAUAUAUAUAUAUAUAUAUAUAUAUAUAUAUAUAUAUAUAUAUAUAUAAUAUAAUAUAUAAAAAGUGAUAGAUAUUCUCUCAUCUCUGAUUACAUAUAAAAACGAAUACUUUACAUUCUAUGUUAAAAAAUAACAUGCGUUGUUGAUCGAAUUUAAUGGGACCGACUAGAUGAUUGAUUGUGACGUAAUCUACAUACAAGAGAGUAGAACAAUUUGUACGUGUCUAAUGUCAAGCAUACAAUACGAAAGUCUUUGUGUUUAAUACUGAACGAAUAACUUCGGAUGUGUCACUACAUAUCCUUCUCUAGAUGUAACGUAUCAGUUAAAUAAGUAACUUUAAGAACCUUCGAGAAAUGGAUUUUUUCCGACGGCCGAUUCACCGUCCAUGCCAUUACGCGGACGUUGCGUUCGAACCAUCGCUCUAUCACGCGUCUAAAACGAGAUUUAUAUCAUAAUUUUGUAUUCUUCACUAAAGUACAUAUAUAUAUUUGUCAUAAAUAUAGAGAAAAUUAUAUAUAUAAAAUUACGAGAAAUUUAA